Sander lucioperca (pikeperch) is the source of this 1153-nucleotide messenger RNA. RefSeq names its product zinc finger protein 628-like. Gene Ontology annotation, molecular function: RNA polymerase II cis-regulatory region sequence-specific DNA binding; DNA-binding transcription factor activity. NCBI's taxonomy places the organism in Eukaryota, Metazoa, Chordata, Actinopteri, Perciformes, Percidae. The record is from RefSeq and is a predicted model, not a curated record. Gene Ontology annotation, biological process: regulation of transcription by RNA polymerase II. Bases 170 to 1153 code for a protein of 327 amino acids. The transcript has 3 exons.
UGAAGACCAGACUGGAGACCCUUCUGGACCUGAGACUGAUGACAGUGCUGAUUGGAAGGAGACCAGAAAACCUCAGUCAGCUUUAAACUCUCUGAAACAUGAUUCAACAUGUAAGAAAACAUUCAGCUGCUCUGAGUGUGGGAGAAGAUUUGGCCGCAACUAUAGUCUGAUGCUACACAUGAGAACUCAUACAGGAGAAAAACCUUUCAGCUGCUCAAUUUGUGAUAAAAGAUUUCGCUACAAGUCAGAUCUGAAGCAACACAUGAUAAUUCACACAGGAGAAAAACCUUUCAGCUGCCCAGUCUGUAAGAAAUUGUUCACACAUAUUGCUAAUUUACGCUCACACAUGACAGUCCACACGGGGGAAAAACGAUUUAGCUGCAGUGUUUGUGACGAGACAUUUCAGUGGCGUAAUCAGGUCAAAAGACAUAAAUGUGUCGGUCGUCAGUCGUCACAGCUUCAUCAGAAUCAAACGGAGGAGAAGAGAGAGGCAGAGCCUCCAGCCAGCAGAGAAACUCAACACAUGGAAACAGAAUCUGAUGGAGAGGACUGUGGAGGACCAGAACCAGCCAGGAACUCACAUCUACAUCCACUUUUACAACCAGAGACUGAAGACCAGACCAGAGACUCUUCUGAACCUGAGACUGGUGACAGUGCUGAUUGGAAGGAGACCAGAGAACCUCAGUCAGCUCUAAACUCUCUGAAACAUGAAUCAAGAUGUAUUGUUGAGCAGCUGUUGGAGGUUAAAGAAGAGGUUCCCCCUGAGCAGCAGGAGUGUAGCUCCAGUGUGGACCAGCAGGAGCCAGAGCCCCCCCCACACAUUAAAGAGGAACAGGAGGAACUGUGUAUCAGUCAGGAGGGAGAGCAGCUUCAAGGGCUGGAGGAGGCUGAUAUCACCAAGUUCCCAUUCACUCCUGUCCCUGUGAAGAGUGAAGAUGAUGAAGAGGAAGCUCAGUCCUCACAGCUUCAUCAGAGACCUGCAGCGUUUGUGACCAAAGUUUCACCUGGUACAAACAGCUCAGGAACCAUCAGUGUGUCGGCCGUCAGAGUCAAACUGAGGAGAACAGAGAGGCAGCUGAAGACACGGAAGCAGAAGCUGAUGGAGAGGACUGUGGAGAGACUGAAGACAAGUCUGUAUCUGUCGGUAGUAUGA